Messenger RNA from Oppiella nova, 902 nucleotides. The record is from the annotation of a GenBank genome assembly. Lineage: Eukaryota; Metazoa; Arthropoda; Arachnida; Sarcoptiformes; Oppiidae.
AUAUGAAAACGAUGGCCGAAACGAACAUAAGCGACAGAAAUGUGGAGAAGCCGUCGACUAGUAGUGAACCCCAGAAGCCGAGGGGCACUAAACGGGAGGACUCGCUGAGUGUAGUGGGCGUAGAGCUGAUUGACUCGAUGGCCACCAACCCAUUCGUGGACCGGGUGUUCAAAGCGGCCAUAACUAUGGUGUUGUUUCUAGUGCUUAGUGGUGUGCUGUGGUGUGUCUCCAAAAUACAGACCAGUUUCAGUGACCUCUUGGAGCAAAUAGCGGUCACUGUAUUCAUACUAACACUUGUGGUGUUCGCGGUGUCCGGACUGGUGUUCAUGUGCUCUAUACUACUCAUCAGCACUAAUGAUAGACAGACGACCACUGAAGUGAAAAAUAACAUCAAUAAUAAUAUCGGAGAUAAUAAUGCAGUGAUCAUAACUGGUUGUGACACUGGCUUUGGUAAUGGACUGGCGUUUGAAUUGAAUGCAUUGGGUUUCUAUACGAUCGCCUUAUGUCUGGAUGCAAAGGGCGAUGGGGUCAAGCAAUUGACAAAUAAAGCUAUUUUUGCCAACAAAUUCAUUACUUUAGAGCUCGACAUCACUCAAGAAUCGCAAAUUGAUAAGACUUUUGACGAGAUUUCGCAUCUUCUGCGAGAUAAUGGCCUCAAACUGUGGGCACUCGUCAACAACGCCGGCAUUUUUGACGCCGGGUAUGUCGAGUGGGGUAAUGGUGUGGAGGCCUACCAGCGCCUACUGGAUGUGAAUACAUUGGGCACUAUUCGGAUGACCAGAAAAUAUUUGCCACUUUUGCGCGAAACGGGCGGACGAGUGGUGAAUGUGCUGAGCGUUGCCGCGCGACUGGCCAUCGAUGGCUACAGCGCUUACUGUGUCUCAAAACACGCUUCCCUUGCC